Phytomonas sp. EM1 is the source of this 2280-nucleotide messenger RNA. The record is from the annotation of a GenBank genome assembly. NCBI's taxonomy places the organism in Eukaryota, Euglenozoa, Kinetoplastea, Trypanosomatida, Trypanosomatidae.
AUGAAAGCUAUUUUUCUUAAUCACCUCUGUGGAUCGGAUGCCGACUUGAGGUUCAACUUGGCUACUCCACGAGAUAUUUUUAAGCAGCGAACACCGAAAGUUGAUAGCGGCAAUUCGGACGAGAAGUCAGAGGAGAUUCGAAACUAUGUUCACAACACUUUCGAGCUUUUCGAGAAGAUUUUUGACUGUUUGGCAUAUGAAGAAUCCUUUACUGUUCAACCUAUUCACAAGUUACGCCAUCCUCUCAUCUUUUACUAUGGUCACACGGCCUGCUUCUAUAUCAAUAAGCUCUGUGUAUCCGGCAUUUCGACACAUAUCAACCCUAGAUUUGAAGAGAUGUUCGCUGUCGGAAUCGAUGAGAUGAGCUGGGACGACCUCAACACCGCGCAUUACGACUGGCCGACUGUAGCAGAAGUACGUGAUUAUCGUUUGAAGGUACGCACCCACAUCGACGAGUUGAUGCGAAGUGGAAAAUUCAAGCUCACGAUGCCGCUGACCUUCUCGAAUAGUGUUGCGGAUGAGUCCAACGCGUUUUGGUGGGUGAUACUUAUGGGUGCCGAGCACGAGCGUAUUCACAUCGAAACCGCCAGCGUUCACGUGCGUGAGCUUCCCAUCAACCUUGUUAAACCGUCCACUGCGUCCUUCUGGGUUCGAUGCCCCCACACAGGCGCGGAGGCGCCCACCAAUGAGCUCAUUCCGAUUUCCGGCGGCCGCGUGCAGUUUGGUCGUCCGCCGUCGUCAGCGGUGUACGGGUGGGAUCAGGAUUACUCGGACGGCUCGAACUGGGUCGACGUCGCACCUUUUAAGGCAAGUAAGUACCUCGUAUCCAACGCGGAGUUCCUCACCUUCAUGCAAGCAAAUGGCUACAACACCCAACGGUACUGGGAUGAGGAGGGGUGGAGCUGGGUGCGCUGGAAAGGGCCGACUCACCCGUGGUUUUGGGUGCUUGAUGAAAGUCGCCCCGGUGGGUAUGCUCUUCGUCUGCAGACGGAGCUGAUUGAUUUACCGUGGGAUUGGCCUUGUGAGCUAAACAACCUUGAGGCUCACGCAUUCUGUAACUUUAAGAGCGAGAUCCUUGGUAAGAAGGUUCGCCUGCUUACUGAAGAAGAGUGGACGUUGCUCUACGAUCGCUACAUUCAGCAGGAUCAAGCUGAAUGGGGAGAGGCGUCAGCACCCGGCAACGUCAACCUCGAGCACUACCAGAGCAGCUGUCCCGUAAGCUUAUUCAAACAUGGAGAUUUAUACGAUGUAAUCGGCAAUGUUUGGCAGCACUGCUGCACGCCAGUUUACCCGCUUAAGGGAUAUGAGGUGCAUCCCUUCUAUGAUGACUUCUCCCUUCCCACGUUUGAUGGUCUUCAUGCGAGUAUGAAAGGAGGAACCUGGGUGACCACGGGCAAUGCAGCCACUCGAGAUGCGCGGUUUGCUUUUCGGAGGCACUUUUUCCAAUAUAUUGGUGUGCGUUACAUAGAGGGUGAUGAUGUCGAAUUGUCGAAAUACCUGUCCAGUCCUAUUGGCCUGGAUCCGGAGGUUGAUGCAAUUACCGACACGUGCUACCGCGAUUACUUCGCAGGGAUCCCGAACGGCUGCUUGAGGGUCGCCAAUUUUGCCCUUGAUUCCUUUAACAAACACGCCAAAGUUCCUCCUACCCGUGCCAUGGAUUUGGCCUGUGGCUCGGGUCGUGUUUCGUUUGAGCUCACCCAGACGUUUCCGGAGGUUAUAGGUGUGGAUCGCAGUGCGCGUCGCCUCAUCCCUGGCUUUGCAAUGUGUGAGAGGGGUAGGUGCCAGUACAGUGUGGUGAACCCCAAUUCAGGUGAACAGCGGAGGUAUGAAGUUGAAGGCGAUACUUACCCAUGGGGCUCUACCCGCGGGCGUGCGACCUUCUUCCAAGCUGAUUUCACCGAACUUCACACUCAUCUGGAUAAUUUUUCACUAAUCGUUUGCUGGAAUUGCCUCGAGCAGAGCUAUCAUCCGUCAGCGAUUCCAAGCCACCUUCUUGGUCGUUUGCAAAAGGGUGGGAUCCUAGUGAUCGGCGGGGAUUAUAAUUGGAGCCAUAUCAAGUAUUCCCUCUCCGAUGAGAAGGGAAAGAGUCUUGACGUUCAAACCGCGGAUCCGUUGGUAAACUCUGUGGGGGAUAAGCAGGAGAAAAUUUUCGAGCUUUUGGGUGGCUCCGCGGCUGUUGAUCGAGUCGGUGAAACAGUUAGCAUCCCUGUUGUGUUUUCCCAAAAUGACAACAUGGCAGAGAUUCGGAUAGUUCAUCUUAAUGCUUAUCUAAAGAAGUGA